AUGAGAAAAAUCGAUUGUCUAGUAGAAUCGGUAUCGAGUUUUAGAAAUACUUGAAUUUCAUUUUGCAAGGCGCAUUACCUCAGUUUAAUUUUUAAGUGUUAUAUUUCUAUUCCUUAACAUGUCGAGCGAACUUCAUCGACCCAUUCAAUGCUCCGACAUUAAACCCAAUGUUGCCGUAAGAGGAAAAAUCAAAAGUGUUUACUGUAAAAAUUUUGUCACAUACGGAGAGUGUACAUUUUACCCAACAGAAUACUUGAAUGUAAUUAUUGGACCAAAUGGCACUGGAAAAUCAACGUUAGUGGCGGCUAUAGUGCUUGGCUUAGGGGGCAAACCUGAAUUGCUAUCACGUUCAAGUUCUAUUGGUGAUUACGUAAAAAAUGGGCGCGAUGAAGCCGUUAUAAAAGUUGAGAUCUACCGUGAUACACCCGCAAAAUUUAUGACUUUCGAAAGAAGAUUUCCACGCAAUGGUAAAUCGACAUUCAUGAUUGGGGAAAAUAUCGUGGUGGAGAAAAAAUAUUUGUCGGAAAUAAUGGAAUAUAAAAUUCAAAUUGGCAAUUUGUGUCAAUUUCUGCCACAAGAUAGAGUGCAAGACUUUGCCAAAAUGGAUCCACAAACAAUUUUCAUAAAUACCGUCAAUUCGGUUUGUAGCCAAGAAACAAACAACAAUUUCGAAGAAUUAAAAAAAUUGCGCCAAGAACAGUUGUCUGAGGGUGAUGGCGUUCGAAAAAAGAAAGAGGAAUUGGAGCAGUUACAAACACAUUGCAAUACACUUGAGCAACGUUUGGACCGUUACAAUGAACAACAAGAAUACCAAAAUAAAUUGGAUGUUUGCGAAGCCAAAAAAUUGCAUCUGGAUGCACGCACUUUAGGAGAACAAAAGAAGCGACAAACCAACGAUUUAUUAUUAGCGAAACAUAAACUUGAAGAGGAGCAAAAAGUAUACGAUGACAUAAUGCGGCGUCAAAACGAUAUAGCGAAAACUUCACAGCAACUUGCUAAAGGCGUAGCGCAGAAGGAACAAGAAGAGCAAACGAUUGCGUCAAAAAAACAGAACGUCGAGGAACAUAUAAAAGAAUUAAAAGAUCGCAUAGAGCAGGCACGAACAAUCUAUUCGAAAAAGAAACGCGAAAAGGCAGAUUACGAUAAAGACUUGCAAGAAGAAACUAAAGUGUUGAGUUUGCUACUGCAAGAUCUAACUAAAGUAAAAGAAAAUAACUCAGAAAACGAGUGGAAAGCUGAGAUGAAUGCACUAGCCCAACAAAUACAUAAAAUGAAAGAAGAAUUAGCAGAAUAUAUGAAAGUUCGUUUGGAAAUUAACAGUGAAUUAGAUGAGAAGUAUGCACCAGAAAUUGGGUUUCUAAAGAGACGCUUAGAGCGCGCAAAUGACGUGCAUGCGCAAAAGUUAGAGUUACUAAAAGCAAAAUUUCCAGAUGUUUAUCGAGCAGUGCAAUGGUUAAGGGAUCAUCAGCAGUUGUUUAAAGGCACUGUUUACAAGCCCAUGAUUUUAGAGUUAAGCGUGCUAGAUCCCGAACAUGCCAAAUAUUUCGAAAACAUAAUCAGCCUAAGAGAUCUACUCGCUUUCACUUGCGAGGAUAAAGACGACGUUUCAUUGCUUGUAAGUGAAUUAUGUGUCAAACAGAAACUUCACAUUAAUGUUGGGCAUGCUCCAACUUCUAGUAGAAUUAACUAUCGCCCUGACAUACCAAUCGAGAGCAUAAGGUUUUGCGGUUUUACUGCAUAUUUAAUUGACCUGAUUGAAGGUCCACCAGCAAUUAUUAAUUACUUAUGCAGUCUAAAUCGGAUACAUACUAUACCCAUUGGUACAGCUGAUGUUAAUAAUAAAACUGAUGACAUUCCAAACAACAUAAAUAUUUUCUUUGGCGGUAAUCAAUGUUAUUCUGUUAGGGUUUCCCGUUAUUCAGGUGAAAAGUCCACUAUGCAAAAGCAAAUUAGCGGUAGAAACUUAUUGACCAGUAGAAAUACAAAUGAAAUUUUACAAAAUGAGGCACGCAUGCGUGAAUUAAUACGUGGCAGUGACGUGCUGAAGAACAAACGUACGGCUUUGGAGGCUAAAAUUGAAGAAAUCAAGGUUAAACGCGAAGAUACAAUGACCAAAAUCCGUACAAUCAAAAGCAAGCUGGAGGAGAGACCUAAAUUAGAGGAGACGUGUCGGCGACAGAAGGAUAAAGUGAAACAACUGAAAAACAAUGUUAUUAGUUUACCCGAAUUGGCGCAGAAUUUCAAAGAGAAAGUGAAAAGUUGCUUGCAACAAAUCAUGCAGUUACAAAAUGAAAAAAUACAGAUUUUAAAAAAUUUGCAACAGAUUUUGGUUGAUAAAAAGAUCGCAGUUAUAAAAGAACGAAUAUUUAAGCAAGAAAAUGAAGAAUUAAUUAACAACAUAAAGGAAGCCAAAGAUAACAAGGAUCAAGCAAUGCGCAUGGUCGAAACCGUAACGCGUGCAUUAGAGAAGACUCAGCAGCAAUUGGAAACAAAAGUUGCAGAGGCUAGAAAGGCUAAACAAAAUUGUAAAUCAAUCGAGCUUUUCAAUAUGUUGCCAGAUACUAUGGACGAAUUAAAGGAAGCCAUAAAUGAAUUUAAAGGACGUUUAGAGUGCAUGGGAGAUGUAGAUCAGAAUAUCGCUGCAGAAUUCAGACAGAAAUGUGCCGAUAUCGAAAGAAUUAAGAAUGAAAUGCAGAAUGCCGAACAGAAUCGUCAUGGCUUGGCGGCGCAAAUAAAUACACUGCAUGAGCGUUGGUAUCCCGAAAUCGAAAAUAUUGUUAUGACGCUUAAUAAGCAUUUCAGUGAUUUUAUGACUUCUAUGAAUUACGUAGGUGAAGUGAAUUUGAGCAGACGCGAUGAGCACGAUUACGACACGUACGGCAUACAAAUCAUGGUACAGUAUCGUAGUAAUGCACAAUUACAGGCGCUUGAUCGACACACGCAGUCCGGCGGCGAGCGCGCAGUUGCCAUAGCUACCUACACGCUGUCGCUGCAACACAUCACACACGUUCCUUUUCGCUGUGUGGAUGAAAUCAAUCAAGGCAUGGACGCUAACAAUGAGCGUAAGAUAUUUGAAAUGCUUGUGAAGGAAACAACGCAAGUCGGACGUGCACAAUAUUUCUUUGUGACUCCAAAGCUUUUGCCAAACCUGACGUAUAACGAACGCAUGUCGGUGCACAUAGUAUUCAAUGGCAAAAUGGUACAAACACAAAACACUUUUGCAUUCCAAAUAUAAAGCAUAACAUUUUAUUCAUAAUUGUUUUUUAUUAUUCACUGUUAAUUUUUAUAAAAAAAAAA
Molecule: messenger RNA, 3297 nt
Organism: Bactrocera oleae (olive fruit fly)
Lineage: Eukaryota; Metazoa; Arthropoda; Insecta; Diptera; Tephritidae
Gene: SMC5
Product: structural maintenance of chromosomes 5
Biological process (GO): double-strand break repair via homologous recombination
Cellular component (GO): nucleus; Smc5-Smc6 complex
Molecular function (GO): ATP hydrolysis activity; ATP binding; single-stranded DNA binding
Source: RefSeq, a predicted model, not a curated record